CCGAGUGUGGGCCGGGAGGACUGACGUCACGUAAUGAGGCUAAGCGCCACAUCUCCGAGAUAUCCGCCCACCGAGCAUGUGUUCCUCGGCUCGAUUUCGCUCAGAAAGAGUACGCCGAGUGAAGAGGCGCUGGCGUCGGGCUCGCGGUUAACUGACAAUGUCGCAAAAAGCGACUCGUCUCACUGAGGAUGAGGGCAGCGAUUCGGGAGCAGAGACUGCAGAAUCAGACUGCAGUAAAAUGUCAUCUUCAAGCAAUGAUUUUAUAAUAAUGGAGCAGCAAGACGUUCUUCUGAUGACUGUGCAUCUGCUGGCAAACCCUGGGGAAUCCUUUCUUUUGCAACAGACUCUCAACCAUCUAUUGAAAUGUGUCAGUCCUGACAUCCACCUGUUUAGAGUGUCGGAACGUGCUGUGCCAGUGAAGCACAGUAAGUAUGAAGCCUGCAAAAGGUCUUCCUCAUACCCUUCCUUGUCCAUCAUACUUUUCCUUCAUGAGGAUUUCGGUGAAGAGCGAAUCUUGCAGGUGCAUGAUUUUUUUCAGCAUUUGCCUUGGCAGUACCAUCACAGUGAAAGUGCAGGUGGGAAGAUGGUCCCAUUCUUGAUCUCCAGUCAGGAUUUUUACAGUCUGGAUGUAGACAUGCCAGUGUGGGCUGUACGUCAAGUUCACUAUGGAAGUGAGAUAGUUCGUGUCACGUUGUACUGUAGUUAUGACAAUUAUGAUGAUACCGUAAGGAUGUAUGAGACAAUCCUCCAAAGGGAGGCCACCUCCCAAAAACUGGGAUUCUGCUAUUUCACUUUAUAUUCAAACAGUUCAUUGUCUAUCCAGCUGUCCUUAAAACAGCUGCCUCCAGGAGUUUCUGUUGAGUUGAAAGAAUCUGCUGUGCUCCAGUUUAGGGUGCAAGAGAUUGGUCAGCUGGUGCCUCUUCUUCCUCACCCCUGUUCUCCUAUCAGCAGUACAAGAUGGCAAACGGAGGAUUAUGAUGGAAACAAAAUUAUUUUUCAGGUGAAAGGAAAUGCAAGGUCUUACCACAAAAGGAGUAUGGCAUUUGAAGUAAGCAGUACCUCUGUUGUUUCUGUGUCCACACAAGGACGUCAGAUGUGCGAUCAUGCUGCUUUCCCAUAUAACGUAAAUUGGCAUUCCAAGAACAAAGUACAUCAUAGCUCGGGAUUGAACUCGAGCCACAUGAAACCUUGUGCGAAUUUACAGACGAGUGACACAACGAGACAAAGCGAAUAUGUACGCUCGGACAGCUGUAGCAGUACUCCGCAAAGCAGCUCCUGCUACUCCUCUCAAAGAAGUAGCCCUGCAACUCUGUCAAGACUUGAGCUCACUUUUGAAGGAGGUAGCAGCACAGGCGCAACUGGUUAUAAUGUCGCAGACUCCAGACACUGCCUUAGCACUUUACAAGAAUCUGAGAUGAAUGUUGACACGGGCUUUAUGGUGGCGGACACAGCCACCUCAGGACAAACAAAGUGUCCCUUCAAUGGAUUUUCGAAGGAUGUCCUAGAUAGCUUGCCUGAUGCCCGAUGCUCUGCUGCAGCCAGCUCGAUGGCUUGCUCAGUGCCUUCUUCAAGGAAGUAUCCAAAUGGUAUUGCUGCUUCUGUUGGUUUUCAACAGCAAAUGAAUAUUUUUCCUCAGAGCCAAACACAAAAAAAUGAAGAGGAGGAUGAAUUUUUUAUUUAAAGACAAUAUAAUUUAAAACAAACCAUAAAGAUGUCCCAAAUAUUUGGGCUCGGAAAUGGGAUAAUACACACGUAUUGCUGAGAUGGUGUGAGGUGGUUAGGGUAGAUGUGCCAGCGAUACAUGUUGCACUUUGAUAAGUAGCACAAAGUUCUGCUUCCAUUUAGUCAAUAAGAUGAUGAAAGAUGGGACCCCUUUAUAUAUUGGGUCAUGUAGGAACAGCAGAGAGCAGGUUGGAGUCUGGUUGGGUCAUGUUCUUCCUCCAGGCCAACAACAUUUAAACUCUGGAAAAGUCAGAUGAACGUGUGACUUCACUGGUUUUACUUACACUUCCCCCUCUGUUUCUUCUACAUUAGUCUGCAGAUCAAGCCAAAUGGUCACACUCCUGAUAACGCCUAAAAAGCAAAUCAAUCCUAAGGGCACUAAUCUGUAUCAGUACUUUACAAAGAUAGUCACACAUCAUAAGUUACUAAGUAUUGCUGUGAGGACAACCAAAUUUCGACAGUUUACAAAAGUUAUGCAAACUGAGAUUGAAGGGAUAAGUUUGGCAGAAUGAAAUAUUCUUGAAACAUUAUGUUCAAAGGUCUUCAACAAUGGCAAUUCAAGGAAGCAUUGAGGAACCCAAGAAAAAAAAUUGUGCUUUACGAAAUCAAUUGCUAAAUUGAAUACUACAUGCAUAUAUUGCAUAGUGCUAAUUUCUUGUCAUUGCUUGUGUUGCCAAACACAUUAAUAUUACAGGAUUGUUUUUUACUUUUUUUUUUUUUUUACAGAUUGAAUUAACUAAAAUCAUUCUUUAACUGCAUUGGAAGCUUUACAUUAGAAAAAGCGCACUGCAGAAAAUCUGAAAAAUGUCCAUUUAUUUUUUGUCCACAGUUUAAUUUGCAUCCUUGUUUUGACUGUAUUAGUGUAACUCAUUCCAAAGUAUUUUACUGUGCACUCGUUCACAUUGUUCUUCUGGUUUUUUUUGGCCAAAACCAUUUCAAAAAUGUGUUAACAAAGAAUAUUAUUUAUUGAUUAAUUUAUUUCAAUAAAAGAAACCACUGUUGUUUGUUUGUUAGUUGUCAACAGAUGGCAAUCUAGUAUAUCUGCCUAAAAAUAACGUAAUGCAAGCAAGAAAAGCAAAAUUACUCCCAUAUUAACAAAUGCCUCAUUUUCCACCUUAACUGUUUUAUUUAUUUUUCUUAACUGUGCAUCUGAAAUGGAUUUAUAAGUGUCUGGCAAAGUAUGGAUAAUGUAUCUGUUAUGAAAUAGAUUGUGUGGAGAUU
Molecule: messenger RNA, 2943 nt
Organism: Erpetoichthys calabaricus (reedfish)
Lineage: Eukaryota; Metazoa; Chordata; Cladistia; Polypteriformes; Polypteridae
Product: protein FAM124B
Exons: 4
Coding region: 158-1681 (507 amino acids)
Cellular component (GO): nucleoplasm
Source: RefSeq, a predicted model, not a curated record